Molecule: messenger RNA, 645 nt
Organism: Symbiodinium sp. CCMP2592
Lineage: Eukaryota; Dinophyceae; Suessiales; Symbiodiniaceae
Source: the annotation of a GenBank genome assembly
AUGACUUCGAUGAUGGCACGAAGCUGCGCCAUCGGUAUGUAUGUCCUCUUUGGUGGUAUGCUCUACCUCAAUUGCCGGAAAGCCACACCAUUGCCCACUGAGAUGCGGCAGCAGUCAAGCGACACUUUCUCAGAGAAUACCUUCGCGUUUGGUCUCUGCGAAUGUUGUCACCACUGCGAGACCUCAUGCUGGGCAAUUUGGUGCCCCUUCGCCCUUUGGUCCGCCACAGCCAGCUCACCCAAAAGCAAUUUUUGGGGGUGGGCAUUCUGGCAGCUAACAAUCCUUUGGGCCGGCUUCUGUCUCUGCUAUGGCAUUGCCAACGUGAUGGCAGUGUUUCUGGGCAUUCUACCAGUACUGUCGCUUCCGCUCCUGUUGGUUGAGAAAUGCAUCCAGGUAUGGCAUCGUCAGCACCUGCGCAAGAAGUUCAAUUUGAACCACGGCAAUUGUUGCACUCUCACGGAGGAUGCGUGUGUAUGGUGCUUUUGCAUACCGUGCGCUGCUAUGCAGGAGGCAUUGCAGGUGGGCUUUGUCGAGGGGAUGCCCCUUACGGCGCCUCUGACUGAUGCCCCCGCUCCCCCUAGUCAACAAGAGCUCGUUGGGGCAGUUGUCAGGGUGGAUGGGCGACAGGCCUUCCUUCAGGCUUGA